UUGUGGCAGCAAUUCAAGCCGUAGAGAGGAAGGUGGAUUCUCAUGCCACACGGUUGUUGGAUCUGGAGGGGAGAACUGGGAUGGCUGAGAAGAAAUUAAUAGACUGUGAGAAAACAGCAGUGGAGCUUGGCAACCAGUUGGAGAGUAAAUGUGCUGCGCUAGGAACUCUGAUCCAGGAGUACGGGCUGCUGCAGAGGAGGCUGGAGAACAUGGAGAACCUGCUGAAGAACAGGAACUUCUGGAUCCUGAGACUCCCCCCAGGCACUAAUGGAGAAGUCCCUAAGGUGCCCGUGACAUUUGAUGACGUCUCAGUCUAUUUCAAUGACAAGGAGUGGGAGAAACUAGACGAAUGGCAGAAGGAACUGUACAAGAAUGUAAUGAAGGGCAAUUAUGAAUCUUUGAUCUCCUUAGACUCUGCAAUUUCCAAACCUGGUGUUUUGUCACAUGUCGAACAAGGAGUAGAGUCACGGGUCAGAGGGCAGCAGGACUCAGAUGAGGAGAGAGAAAUCGUUACUGACCCCAGUGCAGCAGGUAUAAGGGUUGUGAUCAAAACAGAGGAGAUUAAUCCUGAGGACUGCCCUGAAAACCUGGAGCUGGACAGAAUGUUGGAACGAUCAGAAGGAAGUUUCCAGAAUCCAGACCAGGAAGUAACCCAUGGUAGUCCGUAUGGCUCAGUAACGCCUCCGAGAAACCCCUCAGGGAACUGUCUGGAUGAGUCCACUGAAUAUAAAACAGAUUUCAGUGAAAUCAGAAGAGUCAUUGUUCAGCAGGGUAACUGCACAGAUGAUGGGAUUGUGAUCAAAACUGAGGAGGAGGAUGAUCCUGACACCCUGGAGCCAUAUGCCAUGUUCUCAGGCAGAGCAGAGCAGCAGAUUUUCCAGAAUCAUGAGCAGGGGACAACCUGUGAGGCUCAGUGCAGUUCCAAAAUGCAACAGAGAAACCUAAUCGGAAACAGGCCAGGGCAAUCUGCUCCCUGUGAAAGAGACUCCAGUGAAACGAAGACGGUCAUCGUCCACCAGAGAAACCGCACCAGGGAAAGACCUUAUAUCUGCCCUGAGUGUGGGAAAAGCUUCAUGCUGAAGAUCAACUUUAUAAUCCACCAGAGGAACCAUCUCAAAGAGGGGCCCUACGAAUGUAAUGAGUGCGACUUAAGCUUCAGGAUCAAGCAGCAGUUUAUCCUGCACCAGCGCAGCCACACACGACGGGGAGUCGGCCCAGCCCGGCGUGUGGAGAACUUCAGAGACAAGCACAGCCUCAAGCCAGAGCAGAGAACGCCACCGGCAGGGAAACCCUAUAAAUGCACAGAGUGUGAGAGCAGCUUCAGCCACAAGUCGAGCCUCAGCAAACAUCAGAUCACGCACGUGGGGGAGCGGCCGUACACGUGCAGUGAGUGCAGGAAGAGCUUCCGGCUGCAGAUCAGCCUGAUCAUGCACCAGAGGAUCCACACUGGGAAGAGCGAGAUGUCCUUCAUAUGCCCUCAGUGUGGGAAAAACUUUAGUCGCCCCUCCCAUCUCCUCAGGCACCAGAGGACUCACACGGGGGAGCGGCCCUAUAAAUGCACCCAGUGCGAGAAAACCUUCAGUGAGAAGUCCAAGCUUACCAACCACUACCGCAUCCACACGCGGGAGCGGCCGCAUGCCUGCACUGAAUGCGGCAAAGGCUUUAUCCGCAAGCACCACCUGCUGGAGCACCAGCGCAUCCACACUGGGGAGCGACCCUACCACUGCACUGAGUGCGGCAAGAACUUCACUCAGAAGCACCACCUGCUGGAGCACCAGCGGGCUCACACUGGCGAGAGGCCCUACCCCUGCACUGAGUGCACUAAGUGCUUCCGAUAUAAACAGUCCCUUAAGUACCACUUGAGGACGCACACGGGGGAGUAGGAGCCAAUGGGAGCUGCACCCCACCUGGGCAUUUGAGUCAGGAGUCUUUGUGGAAGGAAGCAGUGGUGCAACAGUGUGUAGGGACUGAUAAUUUGAUGUAAAACAAAUAAAGCAAAUAACAUGCAGCAAAAUUUAAAAGAACAGAAAAAGCUAAUUUAGGGUAAAUAUUCAUCAUAAUGUACAGGAUAUUUUGCUGAAGUAGGACUAACUGCUUUUUAAAUCUAUUCUUUUUGAUAAUAAAUGUGAAGUAACUUUUAUUUGAUAAGCAAAUUUAAGAUUUCAUUUUUUUUAAAUAUAUAAUUUUACACUGU
Molecule: messenger RNA, 2194 nt
Organism: Emys orbicularis (European pond turtle)
Lineage: Eukaryota; Metazoa; Chordata; Testudines; Emydidae
Gene: ZNF777
Product: zinc finger protein 777
Exons: 5
Coding region: 81-1883 (600 amino acids)
Biological process (GO): regulation of DNA-templated transcription
Source: RefSeq, a predicted model, not a curated record